GGCUUGUGCUGAGACAUGGGCUCUUGGACUUGGCUGCAGGUUCAAUCCCUCCCUCCUCCCGCCUCACAUAUAAGAAACGAGAUGCCAGCUGCACAGGGACCAUGCAUUUGAUCCAUUGGAGCUGUCUUGGAUGUGGCACUUGUAUGUGCCCAGCUGCAGGGGAACUGAACCCAGGCAUUGGCCUUACCCAGCAUCUAGAGAGAGCAUCCCCCACCUGAGACUGAACUUGUGAACCUCACGGUAGAGACGUGACCUCAUCGUCCAGCGAUGGCGCACCAGAUCAUCCUGCUUAGCCUGUUAAUAGCAACUGUCUUGUUGGUGAUAGAGGGAAGCCUUCCCUUCCUGUCCAAACAGCGAUUGAAGGGGCGAUUCCAGAGAGACCGAAGGAAUAUCCGUCCAAACAUCAUCCUCGUACUGACCGAUGACCAGGAUGUGGAACUGGGUUCCAUGUCUGUGAUGAACAAGACGAAGCGCAUCAUGGAGCAGGGAGGGACGCACUUUAUAAACGCUUUUGUUACUACGCCCAUGUGCUGCCCAUCCCGCUCCUCCAUCCUGACAGGAAAGUAUGUCCACAACCACAACACCUACACCAACAACGAGAACUGUUCAUCACCAUCAUGGCAGGCACAGCAUGAGCCGCACACAUUUGCCGUGUACCUGAACAACACCGGCUACAGAACAGCUUUCUUUGGCAAGUACCUUAAUGAAUAUAACGGCUCAUACGUCCCCCCGGGCUGGAAGGAGUGGGUCGGAUUGGUGAAGAAUUCUCGCUUCUACAACUAUACCCUCUGCCGAAAUGGAGCGAAAGAGAAACAUGGAUAUGAUUACUACAAGGAUUAUCUAACAGACCUCAUCACAAACAACAGCAUCAACUUCUUCCGCACCUCCAAGAAAAUGUACCCCCACCGACCAGUGCUGAUGGUGCUGAGCCACGCGGCCCCCCACGGACCUGAAGACUCUGCACCCCAGUAUUCCAACAUGUUCUCCAAUGCUUCCCAGCACAUAACGCCGAGCUACAACUACGCCCCAAAUCCAGACAAGCACUGGAUCAUGAGGUACACAGGCCCCAUGAUGCCCAUCCACAUGGAGUUCACCAACAUGCUGCAGCGCCGGCGACUACAGACCCUGAUGUCCGUGGAAGACUCUAUGGAGAAGAUCUAUGACCUGCUGGUGGAGCUGGGUGAGCUGGACAACACGUACAUCAUUUACACGGCUGACCAUGGCUACCACAUUGGCCAGUUUGGCCUUGUGAAGGGAAAGUCCAUGCCGUACGAGUUUGACAUCCGGGUGCCAUUUUAUAUCCGUGGACCAAAUGUGGAUGCAGGUUCCCUGAACCCACACAUUGUGCUUAAUAUUGAUCUCGCCCCAACCAUCAUGGACAUUGCUGGACUGGACAUUCCUGCAGACAUGGAUGGGAAGUCAAUACUGAAGCUACUAGACACGGAGAAACCUGUGAAUAGGUUCCAAGUUCAGAAAAAAGUUAAAGUCUGGAGAGAUUCGUUUCUUGUGGAGCGCGGGAAAUUGCUUCAUAAGAGAGAACCCGAUAAGAUGGAUGCUCAGGAGGAGAACUUUCUGCCAAAGUAUGAGCGCGUCAAAGACUUGUGUCAGCGAGCGGAGUAUCAGACAGCCUGCGAGCAGCUGGGGCAGAAAUGGCAGUGCGUGGAGGAUCCCACCGGAAAGCUUCGGCUGCAUAAGUGUAAGCGGCUGGCUGGUCUGUCUGCAGCCCCUGACAGCAAGAAGAUCUCCCCGAAUCUUAUGAGCAGUUAUUACAAUGCGGACAGUGAUGAAUGCGACUGUGAUGCCAUCAGCUACAAGAUCUCUCCACUUGGCCGCCGCAAGAAGCUGAUGUCCAAGAAAAAAUACAAGACCAGUUAUCUGAGGAACCGUUCCGUCCGCUCUGUGUCUGGUGAUGUCCUUAGUAUGUACAUAGAGCAGGAAUACGAGCCGGUUCUAAGAAAUAAUUUAACCAAGUGGCAGCUGCCUGAGCUGGACAAUGAGGAUGAGGAGGAUAAGGACACUGACAACUUCAGUGGGACUGGAGAGAUCACAAAUGAACUGUUUGUGCCCAGUGCGGUUAAAGUGACUCAUAGGUGCCACAUUCUUCCUAAUGACACCGUGCAGUGCGACCUGGACCUCUACAAGUCUCUGCAGGCUUGGAAGGAUCACAAGCUGCACGUUGAUCAUGAGAUUGAAACAUUACAGAAUAAGAUCAAGAACCUGAGAGAGGUCAGAGGUCAUCUGAAAAAAAGGCGACCAGAGGACUGUGACUGCAGCAAGAUAAGUUAUCACUUCAAACAUAAGAAGGGGAAGCUAAAGAGCGGGGGAACCCUCAUGCAUCCCUACAAGAAAUCGCUGAACGAACAUGACAAGAUAUGGCUCCUGCGGGAACAGAGACGCAAGAAGAAGCUGCGCAAACUGCUGAAGAGGCUGAGGAACAAUGACACAUGCAGCAUGCCAGGCCUCACCUGCUUCACCCAUGACAACCAGCACUGGCAGACUGCCCCCUUCUGGACAUGUAAGGUUUCAUUACCAGGUGUAGGCAGUAAGGUAUGAGCCAUCAGUAUGGAG
Molecule: messenger RNA, 2568 nt
Organism: Bufo gargarizans (Asiatic toad)
Lineage: Eukaryota; Metazoa; Chordata; Amphibia; Anura; Bufonidae
Gene: SULF2
Product: sulfatase 2
Exons: 16
Coding region: 268-2553 (761 amino acids)
Cellular component (GO): endoplasmic reticulum; plasma membrane; cell surface
Molecular function (GO): glycosaminoglycan binding; N-acetylglucosamine-6-sulfatase activity
Source: RefSeq, a predicted model, not a curated record